This is a messenger RNA of Polypterus senegalus (gray bichir), 3381 nucleotides long. RefSeq lists its product as uncharacterized. The coding region runs from base 1 to 3381 and encodes 1126 amino acids. The record is from RefSeq and is a predicted model, not a curated record. Lineage: Eukaryota; Metazoa; Chordata; Cladistia; Polypteriformes; Polypteridae. Gene Ontology annotation, molecular function: nucleic acid binding; RNA-DNA hybrid ribonuclease activity. The transcript is spliced from 2 exons.
AUGGGUUCCGCUAGUAGUAAACAAGCUAAACAGGGGUCUGAUGGGUCCACAUUUAUGCUGGAAGGACUAUUUUCGGAGGAUCAACAGACGUCGCGGAAAAAUGGGUCACCUAGGAAACUAAUUGAGAAAAAGACAGGCUUAGAUUUUAAAAAGGCAUGUAAGAAGUGGAAUAAACAGAGCGGUGGGCGUUGGCCAGUACAAGGCACCGGUGAUACAAGUGAGAUUCAGGAAAUAAGGAAAAUAUUGUGUAGAAAUACCCAAGGUUGUUGCAAGGGAGGUCCGUAUCGCAUGGAUAUGUUUGAUAGAUGGGAAUUGGUUAUAAAAGAUCGAAAUUUAGAGGCGAUCACUAGACAGAAUGAGGUUCUGAGAGCCAAUGAAGGUAAGGUCAAAAAAGAGAAAGAUGACUUGCUUUUAGCUUUACAAACAGCCCAACCACCUGACAACCAUUCUAAAAAGAAAAAGAAACGUCUAUACCCUAUAUUAUAUGGUUCUGGGACUCAUGUUCCCGAACCCCCACCCUAUGACUUUCCAGGAGGGUCCGAAGAGGAGGAGGAGGUAGAGGAGGACCCACCAGAACAAAAACCCCGAGCUCCCUAUCGUACACCGAGGAGGAGUUACAACACGAAGAGGGCCCAAAUAGAAGCACCUUUCAAUCCCCUACACGUUAAAUCCUCUGUUUCAGUUUCCCCCACUGCCCCUGACCCCGAUUUCCUUCCCUCUACUGCUUUCCCAUUAAUACAGAUUCCUAAUCCCCGGCAUAAUCCCAAUCAACCUACUGGUGACCAGAAUCCCUUGACAAUUUCCAUUUCCCAUAUUUGGGACUUAAGUGAAUUAAAAGAGGUGGUCAACUCCUUAGUUGACCCUAAAAAGGAAGGGGGACUGAAAUUUAUUGAACAAUUAGAACAGUUGGACAGCAUGUAUAAACCAAACGCUGCCGAAUGGACACAAGUCCUUCGUCGGAAAUUGGGCCCAACUUGGGCUUCUGUUAAUCAUGGCACUGAUAAUAAUGGACAGCCGUGGACUUGGCGUGAGAUUUUACAUCGAGGAGAUGGUCAGUACGGAGAGGCAGAUUUUCAAACUCAGUGGAGUCUAUUGAAAGCGAACUUAGAGGAAAAGUACAAAAAGGGCACUGACUGGGCUUUGAUUUCUGCUGCAAAACAGAAAAAAGAUGAGACUGUGGAUGAAUGGGGACUUAGGAUUCGAGAUUUGAUGGCUACCCAUUCGGGCAUAGAGCGGGCUGAGGACCAACGUCGUGCAGCCGUGCCUCCUUUGUCUCCGGUCUCCGUUCAGACAUCCAAUCUAAAGUCCGUAUCUCAUGCAUUGGCUGGGAAUCGGCUACCUUUGAAGAGGGUUAGCGACAUGCUGAAACAUGCUGAAAGGCAGACAUUGCACAAGCAAGAACAGACCCAAGCUAAAGGCCGGCAUUCUGCCGUUCAUUCUGAUUUAGUGAAACGAGGAGCUAUAAUUCCAAUUACAUACUCUCCGGUAAAUUCUCCUAUUUUGCCGGUAAGAAAAGCUGAUGGUUCCUGGCGGUUUGUUCAGGACCUUCGCCAAGUCAAUGCUGCUAUUUUCCCAAGGGCCCCUAUUGUUCCUAACCCUUCCACUAUUCUCUCCGCGAUUCCACCUUCCGCCCGAUAUUUUUCUGUAAUUGACUUGGCGAACGCUUUCUUCUCUGUCCCUGUUCACCCAGACUCUCAGUUCUGGUUUGCUUUUACGUUUCAAAACCGCCGUUGGACUUGGACUGUUAUGCCUCAGGGCUACACUGAGUCUCCUUGUGUGUAUGGACAAGCGCUUGCUCAAAAUCUUGAGGGUUUCUGGCCAGACCGUGGUUCCACAUUAAUUCAAUAUGUUGAUGAUAUCAUGCUUUGCAGUGAUUCGCAGGAAUCAUGCGAAAAGGACACAAAGAAAUUACUUAUUUUCUUGGCUGAAAAUGGCCAUAAAGUGUCCAAAGCUAAAUUACAAUUGGUACAAACAACUGUUAAAUAUUUAGGUCAUGACAUUACCAAUGGCACAAGAGCUCUCUCCACUAGUCGCAUUACAACCAUUCAGAAUCUUCCUAGACCGGUCACUAAACAACAGGUUAUGUCUGUCCUAGGCAUUCUUGGAUAUUGUCGACAAUGGAUCCUUAACUUUUCGGCACGUGCUCAGCCUCUGCAAGAUCUGGCCAACACUCCCGGCCUUCCCUUAUCUGGCCACGUUCCCUGGACUCCUGAAGCUGAGACCGCAUUUUCUGACCUAAAGACUGCCCUCCUUUCUGCCCCCGCUCUCGGUUUACCUGAUUACUCUCGUCCAUUCACUUUGUUUGUGGACGAAAAGGGGGGAUAUAUGAAUGCCGUGUUGACUCAAAAACAUGGAGACAAACAAAGGCCAGUUGCAUAUUUUUCGAAAAAAUUAGACCCCGUUGCAGCUGCUCUUUCUCCUUGUCUAAGAGCAGUUGCUGCUGCCACAGAAGCAGUCUUAGCUAGCACCGAUAUAGUACUCAUGAGUCCACUGACAGUUAAAGUUCCACAUGCAGUUCAUUCCAUUUUGGUACAAGCAAAAACUUCUCAUCUAACUACAGCAAGAGCCAUCCAUUAUCAGAACGUUCUUUGCACUCUCUCAAAUGUCACAAUUGAAAGGUGUUCUACCCUCAAUCCGGCUACUCUACUCCCGACAAAUGAGGAGGGAGAACCGCAUGAUUGUCAGGAAGUGAUUGCUCGAGAAGUUAAGCCGAGAAUUGAUUUGCAGGAAACUCCAUUAGAAACAGGUGAAAGCGUAUUUGUAGAUGGCUGUUCGUUAAGAUUAGAAAAUGGAGCUCCGUCGACCAGUUAUGCUGUGGUCCAAGGGGACCACCUACUGGAAGCUAACCGAAUUACCUCUAGCCUCAGUGCACAAGCAGCUGAACUAAUAGCGCUAACUCGAGCAUGUCAGCUGUCAGAAGGAAAAGAAAUUACUAUAUAUACAGAUUCUCGCUAUGCUUUUGGAGUCUGUCAUGAUCACGGGGCAUUAUGGAAAUUAAGGGGUUUUAAGACCAGUACUGGCAAGCCCAUUCAACAUCAGAAGUUAAUUGAAUCUUUGUUGGAUGCCAUAACUAAACCAUCUAAAUUGGCUAUUGUGAAGUGCCAGGCACACACUGGCAAACAGGAUCCUAUUAGUAAAGGAAAUGAAUUGGCUGAUUACUUUGCUAAACGAGCUGCUCGUAAUAAUGUUCCAGUUUCUCUUUUCCAACAGAGUUCGGAGUCGGUUCAAGAUAACCAGAUGAUUUCUUUACAGAGCUCGGCAACGGAUCUUGAGAAGAAGAAAUGGUCCAAGGAAGGCUCCUUGAUUGAAGGUGUUUGGACCCACCGUCAGACUAAUAAGCCUUUUCUUCCAAAGCUUCCUUUCCAGGAAUGGCGAAAAUAG